Messenger RNA from Capsicum annuum, 2053 nucleotides. RefSeq names its product nudix hydrolase 8. The record is from RefSeq and is a predicted model, not a curated record. Bases 698 to 1771 code for a protein of 357 amino acids. The transcript is spliced from 9 exons. Lineage: Eukaryota; Viridiplantae; Streptophyta; Magnoliopsida; Solanales; Solanaceae. Gene Ontology annotation, molecular function: ADP-ribose diphosphatase activity; NAD binding; NADH pyrophosphatase activity.
UGACAAAACAUCAAAGAUAUUUUGCACCUUAUAUUGUCUUUCGAUAAAAAAUUCUCAUUAUUAGGUUCAUUUCCACCACAACCUUUUGCCACCUAAGUCCAUGAUACUUUUUCUUGGUCUUAUUGUACCUUAAUUGCAACACCCUCUUGUCUGCUUACUUGUUAUUCCUUAGUUCACUUGUUUCUUCUAGAUUUUCUUUUUAUAAUUGUGGUGUUCCAUACAGCUUUCAAGCAUUUUUCACUUGUUUCUUUUAAGAUAAUUUUUAAUAAGUGUGGUGUCUAGAUUGGUUUUUACUUAUUUCUUCUAGACUCAUUUAAUAAUAACCUUGGCAUUUGAUGCAACUUUCAUGGACCUUUCACUUGCUUUUUAAAGAUAUUUUUUGGAUGAUUGUGGUGUCAGAAUCAAUUUUCACUUAUUUUUUAAGAUUUUUUUUGAUAACUAUGGUGGCCGGUUAGCUUUCAUACAUCUCGGGUAUAUUCACGGGAUGUCUAUUAAUGUUUCAUAAAGAUUUUUAGUAUUCUCCGACUAGUGGAAUAUGCCCAAGAAAUUCUUGUUUUGUCAAAAAGGUUCAAGAUUUUGAGACCAUUAUUAAUGAUGUUAUAGUUAUCUGGGGAGUAUACUUGGUUUCAUUGGACAAGGCUGUCUGGAAGUUAGUUUAAAGACAAGAAAAAGGCUUUGUUUUUGAAGUGUAUAGAGAAUGGAACUGAAAUUGGUUGGUUCCAAGUCACUGUUCUUGUCUAAUUUAGAGGUGAUGAAAUCUAGCUCAUUUCUUGACACUAAGCUAAGGAUUGGUCUCAGUGGGACUCACAAGUUAUGUUCUUGCAGAGGUCUUGUACUUAAGGUUUCUCGUUCAAGUGCUUCUUACGACGCCGCAAGCUCAGUUAGCACAGAGAAUUUUAUACUCGACGAUUUUUCUUGUCAGAUAAAUGGUAAAAGUUGUUCGGGACUGUAUCUUAGAGACGUAAGAAUUCUUGAUGCCUCUGAUGAUGAAUAUGGAGGAAUACUCAUUAAUCCACAAACACUACCAUCCAAUCCUAAUAUAUUCGCAUCUGUACUUCACGAAUCACUCUCUCACUGGAAAAUGAAGGGGAAGAAGGGAGUUUGGCUUAAAUUACCAAUUGAGAAAUGUGAUCUAGUUCCUAUUGCAGUAAAGGAAGGUUUUGAAUACCAUCACGCAGAAAGAGGAUAUCUCAUGAUGACAUAUUGGCUUCCUAAUGAUCCCUGCAUGCUUCCUUCUAAUGCGUCUCAUCAAGUUGGCGUUGGAGGUUUUGUGAUCAACGAUAAAAAUGAGGUGCUUGUUGUACAAGAGAAACAUUCUGCUCCAGAUCUUUCAGGUCUAUGGAAAAUACCAACUGGUUUCAUUCUUGAGUCGGAGGAGAUCUUUACAGGAGUCGUGAGAGAAGUGAAGGAGGAGACUGGGAUUGAUUCUGAAUUUGUGGAGGUUAUGGCUUUCAGGCAUGCUCACAAUGUUGCUUUUGAAAAGUCGGAUUUAUUCUUCAUCUGUCUUUUAAGGCCUCUGUCGACAAGAAUCAUGGUUGACGAUCUGGAAAUUCAGGCAGCCAAGUGGAUGCCUCUAGUCAAGUUCGUCGAGCAACCACUAAUUCAAGCAGAUAGCAUGUUCAGAAAAGUCAUAGACAUUUGCAUUGCUCGGUUGGGAAAGCGUUACUGUGGAUUAUCUGUCCAUCAACUAGUCUCUACCUUUGAUGGUAAACUAUCCUCCUUGUACUUCAACACAGUUGAAGAUUCAGUUUCGAACUGUCAAGCCAACUAGCGCCACAAUCAGAAUUGCGGAUGCAUUUUUAGCUCUCGACUUCCCUUUCGAUGGAGGUGGACCGAGUUAAAUACAAUGUACAUCAAUUUGAUCAUCUGCCACUAUGAUUAAUGACCUGUAAGAGAAAGCUAUCUUGACUUUCUGAUGCACUCAAAAGAAUAAGAAAAAAGUUAGGGAGUUAAUAUAGUGUAUAUAUCUUCUACUGAGGACAUGGAAUCUGUAAAUGUGUAACAUCUAUAUUUCCCAUCUUAUGACUAAUUUAACUGUAAGUGUUUUUCUGCA